This is a messenger RNA of Lactuca sativa (garden lettuce), 1884 nucleotides long. RefSeq lists its product as uncharacterized. The record is from RefSeq and is a predicted model, not a curated record. NCBI's taxonomy places the organism in Eukaryota, Viridiplantae, Streptophyta, Magnoliopsida, Asterales, Asteraceae.
UACAUUUAUUCUUCUUAAAGACUACAUUAAGUAAUAACCGAAUAGCAGGAGAAAACCUGUGAAGAGAUAAACGGCCGUUUAGUUUCUGACCCGUUAGUUUGACACCGUCUGACUUAUUUCUUUCUUUCCUUCAUCCCCUUUGGAAUCAAACUGUCUAUCAUUGCAGAAAACGGAAAUGGGUAGCGCUAGUAACAGUAAGAAGGAAGUGAUUCGAUUGGAGCGUGAAGCGGUUAUCCCAAUUUUGAAGCCCAGACUCAUCAUGACUUUGGCUAAUCUUAUUGAGCACAGUUCUGAUCGGGCAGAGUUUUUGAAGCUUUGCAAGAGAGUUGAGUACACCAUUCGAGCAUGGUAUCUUCUUCAGUUUGAAGAUCUCAUGCAAUUAUAUUCCCUCUUUGAUCCUGUCCAAGGGGCACGAAAGUUGGAGCAGCAGAACCUAUCAUCACAAGAAAUUGAUGUUCUUGAACAGAAUUUUCUGUCAUAUAUGUUUAAGGUGAUGGAGAAGAGUAAUUUCAAGAUCUGCACUAAUGAGGAGAUUGAUGUUGCACAAUCUGGGCAGUAUCUUUUAAACCUUCCUAUCACAGUGGAUGAAUCAAAGAUUGAUAAAGAUCUUCUGAAGCGGUACUUUGCAGAACAUCACCAUGAUAACCUACCCGACUUUGCUGACAAGUAUGUGAUAUUCCGGAGAGGCAUUGGACUUGAUAAGACUACUGACUACUUUAUCAUGGAGAAAGUGGACAUGAUUAUCUCCCGUUUAUGGGGAUGGAUUAUGAGAAUAACAAGGAUAGAAAAGCUUUUUUCUAAAAAACCCAGUGCACGAGUUAUGAAUGAUCAAAAGAAAGAUGAUGAAAUUACAAAUGACCAAUAUCCAGAUGAUAUGUAUGUUGAAAGGGUCCGGAUUGAGAACUUAAAUAUCAGUUUACGGAGUUUGAUGAGUAAGAUCACAAUACAAGAACCUACAUUUGAUAGAAUCAUUGUCGUUUACAGACAAGCAAGCACCAAAGGAGAAAAGGAAAGGGGAAUCCAUGUGAAGCAUUUCAAAAACAUCCCAAUGGCAGAUAUGGAAUUAGUCCUACCGGAAAAGAAGAAUCCUAGUUUGACCCCUAUGGACUGGGUGAAAUUCCUCAUAUCUGCUGUUGUUGGGCUGGUAGCUGUUGUAGGUUCAAUUGAGACUCCUCAAGCUGACUUUUGGGUCAUGUUUGCCAUUCUCUCUGCAGUUGUUGGUUACUGUGCUAAAAUAUACUUCACGUUUCAAGCAAACAUGGUUGCAUAUCAGAGCCUAAUUACACAAUCCAUGUAUGACAAACAACUGGAUAGUGGAAAAGGCACUCUUCUUCAUUUGUGUGAUGAUGUGAUUCAACAAGAAGUAAAGGAGGUGAUAAUUUCUUUCUUUAUAUUGAUGGAACAAGGAAAAGCAACUUUAGAGGAUCUUGAUUUACAAUGUGAGGAACUAAUUAAAGAGGAGUUUGGUGCAACCUGCAACUUUGAUGUGGAUGAUGCAGUCCACAAGUUGGAAAGAAUGGGCAUUGUUGCUAGGGAUUCAAUUGGAAGGUAUUACUGUGUUGGGUUAAAACGUGCAAAUGAGAUCAUUGGCACAACCACAGAAGAGCUUGUACUAAAGGCCAGACAGGAGAAUGGUGCUUCAUGAUGUUUCAAGGCUAUUAAAGUAAAUUCUGCUAGUGUGUGUGUGUGGUGUGCAAUUCGUUUUUGUUAAAAGUCUUUUGAUUUUUACCGAUCGCAUGUAAAAUUUGUUGCAUUGCUUAGACAGUUGGAUACAUGAUUAAUUUUCAGGUUGUGAUGAUUUUUGUGUUUUAAACGUAUUUGAUGUACAACAUGGAUUCAUAUGUACAAUACACAUUGAAAUAAGGCCUCCUAAUGAUUUGAGUA